This is a messenger RNA of Pieris rapae (cabbage white), 2560 nucleotides long. Its product is annotated as arf-GAP with dual PH domain-containing protein 1. Gene Ontology annotation, cellular component: plasma membrane; intracellular membrane-bounded organelle. The record is from RefSeq and is a predicted model, not a curated record. Gene Ontology annotation, molecular function: GTPase activator activity; phosphatidylinositol bisphosphate binding. Lineage: Eukaryota; Metazoa; Arthropoda; Insecta; Lepidoptera; Pieridae. The transcript has 7 exons. Bases 159 to 1313 code for a protein of 384 amino acids. Gene Ontology annotation, biological process: positive regulation of GTPase activity.
CUCUCGGUUCGAGCCGCAGUCGUAGUCUCGCUCGCUCGUCGCCCCUUCGGCCUCCGGCCUCGCGCAGUGGCAAAGAACGCGUUCAAAGCGUGUGUUCGACUUUCUGGUAGCGACAAACGCUACAGCGUGUCUUUAAUCAUUGAUGCAAAAGUUCCACGAUGGUUGAUCACAACGAAAAAAUAUUACAGGAAUUGCUAAAGAAACCCGGAAAUCAAGUGUGUGCAGAUUGUGGAGCCGAGGAUCCAGACUGGGCAUCAUACAACCUCGGUAUCUUUAUAUGCAUGCGAUGUGCCAGCAUACAUCGUGGUAUGGGCGCUCAUAUUAGUAAGGUCAAACACUUGGAGCUCGACCGAUGGGAGGAUUCACAAGUUCAUCGUAUGAAGGAAGUUGGUAAUGUUGCAGCUAGGAACAAGUAUGAGGAUCGUGUACCGCCCUGCUACAGACGACCCGCUAAGAGUGAUCCUCAGGUACUCAUAGAGCAGUGGAUUCGCGCUAAAUACGAGCGAGAAGAAUUUUGCCAUCCAGAGCGCCAAAGCUACCUCUCUGGCUCCAUGGAAGGUUUUCUAAUGAAGAGGGGAAAGGAAGACAGUAGAUAUCAACUAAGGAAGUUUGUUCUAAAUGAAAACGAGGAUACUUUAAAGUACCACGUAAAAGAGAACAAGGAACCAAAGGGCAUCCUAAAGUUGUCUGAACUUAACGUUUCUUUCGCCCCAGCGAAGAUUGGUCACAUGAAUUCUAUGCAGCUCACAUUUAUGAAGGAUGGCUCAACUCGACACAUCUAUGUGUACCAUGAGGAUGCCGAAGUAAUUAAUUGCUGGUAUACAGCCAUACGAUGCGCUAAACUCCACCUUUUACAAGUGGCUUUUCCCUCAACACCACAAUCAGACCUACUCCUACGUCUACCAAAAGACUUUGCUCGUGAAGGCUGGCUUUGGAAGACGGGACCCAGGGCAUCAGAUGUCCACAGAAGAAGAUGGUUCACGUUGGACAACAGAAAAUUGAUGUACCACGACGAACCACUAGACGCCUACCCAAAGGGAGAGAUAUUUAUCGGUCACGAGUCAACUGGGUACCACAUCAAAGUAUCGAACACAGGCAACGGUUGUAAAGAGGCGAGGUUUCCCUUCUAUCUGGUGACUCCAGAGAGGACAUUCUGCCUUGCUGCAGCUACUCAUGAGGACCGAGCUGGCUGGUUAACGGUUAUCCAGCAUACGCUUAAACGACCCCUCACACCUCAGGAUUCUACCAUUGAGGCAACACUUGUAAGAAAAAGGACGACAUCGAACUCUAUCAGCAUAUUUUCGGGAAGGUAGUUAUGUUGUACGAAACUUAAUAUAAGCAAUACUUUAGUGGUUGUAGACAGCCGGAAUAAUUAAGCAAUAAUUUGAUAUAUAAAAUAUAUAUGUUUCUGGCAACUUUUCAACAGUGAUUUAGAUGUCGUACGACAGAUUAUAUUAGUCGUAUCUAUAAGACUUAUCAACUUAUUUUUCAAUUUACGUGAUAACAUAUUUAUUCCGGUAUUGUUUUUACAUUUGUAUAUAAUUUCGCAGUAUGAAUUUAUAAUGUUUAUAUUAAUUUAUAAUGAAAUAUUCUAAAUUAUUUUAUGUGUAAUUUAGUGACGGACUGAAUCUUUUGAGUUUUAUGUAUGGUUUGUAUAGUUAUUAUUUAGAUUUACAGAUUAAAUAUGAUUCGUUUUACUAUAUUGUACUUGGAAAUGUCAAUAGUAUAUACAUAAUAACUUGUAUAAUUAUGUAAUAGCAAAAUAAUCAUGGUUUGAUUUUGUACAUUAAGUACAUACUCCAGUUUGACGGUUAUGUUAAUUUUUAAUCUAAAAAAGUAUCCUUGUCGUAUUCUUCAAUUUUGAAAUAUUUUUUUAGUUUUGAAACUGUACAACCCUUUUUAACAACGCACAAAAACAUUUCUCCGAAAUUAAUCUCGACAUUUCUAAAUGGCAGCUACAUAUAAAGUAUAGUGAAACGAAAACAGAAAAAUUAUGGUUAAAAUUCCUUUAACAUAUUUUUGUCAAAGUAUAACAGGGCUAUUUUCUAUCUCAGUGAUUAAGAGACUUACAAUUGUAUGUAGAAAUAAUGUAGGUUUUAACAAUAACGCCAUCUUAUAGCACUAUUGUUAAUGACGUUAUUGGCUUAUUGCGAUAUUUAGUAUAAUAUAAAGAUAUUAUACUUUGCACACUUUAUAUUGUUUUGCUAUAUAGUUCAAAAACCUAUGGUUUGAUUGUGUCGUUCUAGCUUCACACUACAUCGUAGUUCGGCACAUGACAAUACAGACAUCGUUAUUCAGUAUAUUAUGUUCGCAAAAAGUUUUCAACUGAGAUACAAAAUAGCCCUGUUCAUAAACCGAACCGAAACGGAGAGCGUAUUCUUCAUUCCUUGAUUUUAUUAUACAUCACCACCAAAUACGGUUUACGAAAUUAUACUUACGAUUAAGGUUUAUUAAUCAAUUUCCAUAGAGGUAACCACAGACAAAAAUAGUAUCAAGAAUCGUAUCGUAUUAUGAUAAAAUAUAGUGAUACGAUAUGCAUUAAACUGUUACUAUCAGUUAC